AAAACUAGAACAAAUGACAUAUUUGCCACCUGCGGUCUUAGAAAACAAUGAGGUUUUAUGCUCUAGCUGGUUCAAUAACUUUUUAUGUGUUAUUUAUCUGUACAUCAGAUAUAGAGAGCAUGAGGACGCUGAAAAGUGUAACUGUAAAACAUGGAGGAUCGGUCACUAUUCCAUGUCAUUAUAAGGAGCAAUACAAAACAAACUCCAAAUUCUGGUGCAAAGGAUAUUACUUGUCUACCUGCAGUGUAGUAGCUUAUUCAAAUACACAUGGAAGUACAUCAGUCACUGAUUAUCCAGCGCAGAAUAUGUUUACAGUGAAAAUUAACCCCGUUGUCUCUGAUUCUGGAAUGUAUUGGUGCGCAGCAGAAAUUGGUAGUAACUGGGACCCGGAUGACCGUGAUUAUAUGUACCUGACAGUUAGUGAAGAUCUUGAUCUCUCUGUAUUAAAGAACAGAGUAAGCGGUGCAGAAGGUGGAAGUGUCACAGUCCAUUGUCUCUACAGUGCUGCGUAUAGGAAUACACAGAAGAAAUGGUGCAGAUUUAGUGACAGGUGCUGCAACACAGUGGGGAUGACUGCUUCAUCCGAGAAUUCAGCAGUGCACAUAAGUAAUAAUGGGAGUUUAUUUAGUGUGGAGAUAAGAGGACUGAAGAAGAGUGAUGCUGGCUGGUACUGGUGCAGUGCAGGAGAUCUGCAGGUUCCUGUUCACAUCAGUGUCAGUGGUAAUGGAACUCCAGACUCUGAAAGUUCUGGAGAACCCACAGAUUUCUGCAGUAAAGAAACCAUGUGA
This is a messenger RNA of Clarias gariepinus (North African catfish), 788 nucleotides long. Its product is annotated as polymeric immunoglobulin receptor-like. Lineage: Eukaryota; Metazoa; Chordata; Actinopteri; Siluriformes; Clariidae. The record is from RefSeq and is a predicted model, not a curated record. The coding region runs from base 48 to 788 and encodes 246 amino acids. The transcript is spliced from 4 exons.